CAGUGGAGCAGAAGCAGAGCGUUGUGUUUCCGGGAGCUCGUUCGGCCGCUGGAUGAAGCUCAACAGCAACAUCCACAAAUUCAUUUUAGAAACGUAAAUAUCAAAACUCGUGAUGUCGGGCCAGAAGCGCUCUUGUGAACCCAGUGGCUCUGUUGCCCUCGGUGCUCCUCCAGAGAAGAAGAAGGGUGGUGAGGAUGGAGAGGGAAUGAGCACUGGAUCAGGAGGAACCACAGCUGUAGAAACCGUCAUUAAACUGGGUGGAGGUUCUAACUUGGAGGAACAGGAUAUCAAAGCUCUGCAGAUCAAAAACAGAAAGUUGGGAGAGGCGCUAGACCAAAGACAGGUGAUAGAGGAUGAACUAAGAGAGAGAGUCGAGAGGUUGGAGACACGUCAGGCGACAGAUGAUGCCAGUUUGUUGAUUCUUAACAGAUACUGGAACCAGUUUGACGAAAAUGUGAAGUUAAUUGCACGUCACAAUGACCAAUCAGGCAGCGAGCCUGUGGAAAGCCAACCCCCGGAAGGGCGGAGUUUAAAACCAGGCACACCAGAACCAGAUGGAGACUCAAAUCCGGAGAGAGCAAAAGACAGAGGUCAGGGAGAGGGUGUGAGUUCAUUUCUGGCCACACUGGCCAGCAGCAGCAGUGAGGAGAUCGAGGCGGCGCUACAGGAGCGGGUGGAGUCCAGCUGCAAGCAGGCAAACCGUGUGGUUGAAAUCUAUGAGAACCUGAAGAACACAGUAGAUCAGCUGAAGAAGAACCUGGAGUCUGGCGCAGGUGGCAGUCUCUGGGAUGUCGCUGUCCGGCUCAACACCCUUCUGGCUAGUGAGAAUGAACGUCUCCGUCAGCUGACAGAUGGUCUCCAGCAGAAGCAUAGUCACAUGACCAGCGAGUCCCGUUCGUUGGGCCGUGCGGCAAACCGUGCAGAUAACCGAAUCAGUGAGCUGCAGGCUCUUAUAGAGGAGCUCCAGUGGGACAUGGAGAAGAUCAGACGAAGAGAAAAUCGCCUCAACACUCACCUUGCAGAGGUGCUGGAGAGGGUGAACAGUACAGGCUACAAAGUGUGUGGUGAAGCAAGCAGUGUUUGUGGAACUAUCACUAUCAACAAAAGGAAGUUUGAGGAGAUGAACAGUGAGCUGGAGGAGAACAGGGAGCUUGCGGAGAAUCGGCUUGGUGAACUCCAGAAACUCCAACAAGACCUGCAGACGGUUUACCAGGAGAACAAUAACAUGAAGGUGGAGUUGUUGUCCAGGGCUGAGGAGGUGGCCAGAGAGAGCGCCGAGUAUCGCUGUCUUCAAUCUCAGUUCUCAGUGCUCUAUAAUGAGUCUCUAGUGCUGAAAUCUCAGCUGGACGAGACCAAAGCACGGCUUAAUACGACCAGGACCGCCCGUCUGCGCCAGCUGGACCACAUGGAGAAUGAUGAGGUUUCACUGCAGCGUAAGGUCCGUACUGAAGUGAUUCAGCUGGAGGACACGUUAGCACAGGUGCGCAAGGAGUACGAGAUGCUAAGGAUCGAGUUUGAGCAGACGCUAGCUGCUAAUGAACAAGCAGGUCCUAUAAACCGUGAGAUGCGACACCUGAUCAGUACCCUGCAGACUCAUAACCAGCAGAUGAAGGGAGAGGUGGUUAAAUAUAAGAUUAGACUGAGAGAGACUCAGCAGGAGCUCAACCAGCUCCGUGUUGCCAAAGGCAAUGCUGCAGUCCAGUCGCAGUCAAGCACAGAGGUGGAUGUAAAGGAAGAGACCACCUCCCCAAGUACACCAGCCCCGACUAGUGAUAUCACUGUGAAGACGGAGCCAGAUAGCGGCUCGGCCACACCCAGUACUACUGGUGUGACGGUUAAGAUUGAACCAGGUACAGAAACAGAGGCUGUGGUGAAAGACGAGGAGAAGGAAAAAGAAAAGGAGAAAGAGAAGGAAAAGGAGAAAGAACAGAGGGAAAAAGAGAGGGUGACACGGGGUGGUCCCGGAGGCGGAGCUGUGAAAGAAGAGAGAGAGAAAGCCGGCAGCAGCAACCAAUCUGAAGAUCUUGUGGCUGAACGCUGCGCUGUGAUUGGAGGACCAAAACGCAAGGAGAUAGAGCAGUUGAAAAUAAUGAGAGCAGAGCUUAAGAAAGCUCAAGAAUCUCAGAGAGAGAUGAAGCUGUUGCUGGACAUGUAUCGCUCUGCUCCAAAAGAGCAACGAGACAAAGUACAGCUGAUGGCAGCGGAGAAGAAGACGAAGUCAGAGGCAGAGGAGCUCCGCCAGAGGGUUCGAGAGCUGGAGGAGCGGGAGAGGAGAGAGGGAAAGAAGAUGGCUGAUGAAGAGGCUCUGAGAAAGAUCCGUUCAGUGGAGGAGCAGAUCGAUAUUCUCAAUAAGAAACUCUCUCUCGCUAAACAGGAGGAGGACGCGCUGCUGAGUGAGAUGGAUGUUACCGGCCAGGCGUUUGAGGACAUGCAAGAGCAGAACAUUCGUCUGAUGCAGCAGCUCCGAGAGAAGGACGAUGCCAACUUCAAACUCAUGAGUGAGCGCAUCAAAUCCAACCAGAUCCACAAACUCCUCAAGGAGGAGAAAGAGGAGCUGGCCGACCAGUUGCUUACACUAAAAACACAGGUUGAUGCUCAGCUCCAAGUUGUACGAAAGUUGGAGGAGAAAGAGCGCCUCCUGCAGGGCACCAUCAGCGCUGCAGAGAGGGAGCUUGCUCUGCGUACACAAGCAUUAGAGAUGAACAAACGCAAGGCUCAGGAGUCAGUGUCACUCUCCGAGGACGUGCGAGCUCAGUUGGAAGUGGUGCAGCAGAGGUUGGUUGCUGUCCGAGAGGAGGUGAUCGAAAACAGCAUCUCCCGUGAGAAAGAAUCCUUCAAUGCCCGGCGGGCACAGGAGGAUAUAUCCAAGCAACGCAGGAAAAUAGAGAAGGCCAAGAAACCCGCAGAGAACAUUCGCAAUGGAGACGAGAUCCUGAAUGAGGAAAUAAACGAAUACAAGGCCCGGUUGACGUGUCCAUGCUGCAAUUCACGUGUAAAGGACGCUGUUUUGACCAAGUGCUUCCACGUUUUUUGCUUCGAGUGCGUGAAGACACGGUAUGACACCCGCCAGAGAAAAUGCCCGAAAUGCAAUGCUGCUUUUGGUGCCAACGACUUCCAUCGCAUCUACAUUGGAUAAGCUCAUGAUUCACUUUAGCCGAAUCUGAUUGGUUCUGUGGGCAGAAUCAGCUCAGUUAAACAUUCCGUUUCAUUUGCUCUACAGAAAGAAAAACAAAGUGUUCAUGCGGUAGAUAUGCAAGCGCUGGUUUAACUGAACUAACCCGGUUACAUUCCACAGGCUUGUUUUAGCCAACAACAUAGAAGCUACUUGUUUAAACUGCCUAGAACCACAUCUGCCAUUCCACCUCUACUUUGCAUUUUCUACCCACAAUCAAACUGAGCCAAUGAAAAUACAUCUAUAUAAGUGAGAUAGUCUUUAUAGACUCAUCGAAAAGUAGCUAAACUGGGAAAUAGUUUAUUGGGGUUCAGUUUGCAUAUGGACAGCUGGUUUUGUAAUUUAUGCGAUGUUUACUUUUUCAUUUUUGACUGUUUACUUGUGAUGGUUGUGCAACUGCUUCAUUUAUUAAAUGUAGAAACUAA
Triplophysa rosa is the source of this 3597-nucleotide messenger RNA. RefSeq names its product ring finger protein 20, E3 ubiquitin protein ligase (gene rnf20). The record is from RefSeq and is a predicted model, not a curated record. Gene Ontology annotation, molecular function: metal ion binding; ubiquitin protein ligase activity. Lineage: Eukaryota; Metazoa; Chordata; Actinopteri; Cypriniformes; Nemacheilidae. The coding region runs from base 113 to 3136 and encodes 1007 amino acids. Gene Ontology annotation, cellular component: HULC complex; nucleus. The transcript is spliced from 22 exons.